This is a messenger RNA of Oppiella nova, 915 nucleotides long. The record is from the annotation of a GenBank genome assembly. Lineage: Eukaryota; Metazoa; Arthropoda; Arachnida; Sarcoptiformes; Oppiidae.
CUGACGGCACUCAUCGCCCGGACAGACGUCAAGAAGCACAGAGACUAUCCGUUGGCGUCGAAGGACGAGAACAAACAGCUUCUGGUGGGCGCCGCCAUCGGCACCAGAGAUAGCGAUAAGGAAAGGCUUAAGAAACUGGUCGACGCCGGCGUUGAUGUCAUUAUUUUGGACUCAUCUCAAGGCAAUUCUGUGUAUCAAAUAAAUAUGAUUAAGUAUAUGAAGAACGAAUACCCGAACGUCCAGAUCGUCGCCGGAAACGUGGUGACCACAAAACAGGCUAAGAAUCUGAUCGAAGCCGGCGCCGACGGCUUGAGGAUAGGCAUGGGCUCCGGGAGUAUAUGCAUCACACAGGAGGUGAUGGCGUGCGGUCGACCCCAGGCCACGGCUGUGUACAAAGUGUCCAAAUUUGCCCGAAAACACGGCGUCCCGACCAUCGCCGACGGAGGCGUGUCUACUGUGGGUCACGUGAUUAAGGCGCUGGCGUUGGGCGCGUCGGCUGUGAUGAUGGGCUCUAUGUUGGCGGGCACUACAGAAGCGCCGGGAGAUUACUACUUCUCGAACGGAGUUCGCGUCAAGAAGUACAGAGGAAUGGGAUCUAUCGAUGCCAUGGAGUCCAAGGACGGAGAGGGCAGUCGUCAGCGAUAUUUCCAAGGAGAUAACGAUGACGUACGGGUGGCUCAGGGAGUGUCGGGUGCUAUUGUGGACAAGGGAUCCAUUCACCGGUUUGUGCCGUAUUUGAUAACUGGCAUCAGGUAUGGACAUCAGGACAUGGGUAUCAAGAGUCUGGAGCUAAUGAAAACCCAAACCUAUUCGGGAGAACUGCGGUUCGAGAAGAGGACGGCGUCGGCACAGAUCGAGGGCGGAGUCCACGGCCUCUACUCGUUAGUUGCAAAUCGACAGCAUUUGUCUAAAUCU